AUCUCAUCUCAAAAAGAACCAAAUUCGAACAUUUUAAAGUUAGGCUACAUAAAGAAGACGAAAAUUUUAACACAAGGAAUUUUUUACUAAUGAAUAUUUAGAAUAGUAAUAUGUAUUUCCUAUUAUAAGUAAUAUUUUAUUUAAAAGAAAAUAAUUUUUUAGGUUAAUUUAUCAGUUUGAAUUUUACAUCAAGAUCGUAAGUAAUCAGUUCUACAUUUAUGCUGUUGAAUCACAUGGAGAAUAAGAAGCAAUUUAGAAAAAGUCCUGCUACUCCUGCCAGUAAUGUUUUAACAUUUGAUAACACUCCAAAAAGAGGAUGGGCAUCACAAAAUUAUGCUUCCCCACUCAUGAAACUAGAAGAAAUGGAUCAAGAAAAACUAAAAACUCAGUCGCCAGCAGUUCCUAAAAAUCCUUUUGAUGUGAAAGCCGAAUCUCUUUAUUUUCAUUCUUGUUCCCCUUCAGUAUUUGCUACUUUUUCAAGAAAUAAAACGAAUGAUGGUAAAGUAGGCUGGUCCGUGGAGCACUUAUCUCUUUUGUAUCCUGCAGAUAUAGAUGAAACUUCAACUCAGGAUCCCUGGGAGGAUACUGAUCAAGAGGUAAAGGCGCAGCAGGCUAUUGAUGCUUUCUUUUCUCAAAAUAGUGUUGUACCUUCCCCUUGGUCUGAAACUCCAGAAGGUACAGAUGAAAAUAAAUUAAGAAGAAAUGUUAGACGAUUUUGCUCAUUUCAAAAUGUUUUGAGUUGUGAUGUUGAAACUCAAACCAAUCUGACUAUUCCUCCAGAUGUAGACUUAAUGGCAUUAUUAGGUGAUCGUUUCAUUUAUGAUGAAUAUAGUUGUUCUAGAGAGAGUUCUUGUUGUGAAACAGAUGUACUAAGUAAUUCAUCCCUGCGUAGAAAAUUAUUUGUUGCUGAUGAGGAUUUCAGUUCUCCACUUGGAGAUGAAAAGAAACAUUUAAGUUUAACCAGAAGGAGUACUUCUAGUAUCCACAUGCGUAGUAUGCAUUCAACUCCAGCAUCUUGUCAAUGUGCUAAUACAGUUUAAAGUCUGUAAUCCGAACUCGUCGGGACUUCGGAGAUUCCAGAUUAGGGCUUUUUCUGGAUUAUAGAUCAUCAAUUAAAGUCUGAUAAAAAGGCAUGCAGAAAUUAUACAAUUAAAAAUAUGAA
This is a messenger RNA of Stegodyphus dumicola, 1162 nucleotides long. RefSeq names its product aurora kinase A activator-like protein bora (gene bora). Gene Ontology annotation, biological process: regulation of mitotic spindle organization; activation of protein kinase activity; regulation of mitotic nuclear division. Lineage: Eukaryota; Metazoa; Arthropoda; Arachnida; Araneae; Eresidae. The record is from RefSeq and is a predicted model, not a curated record. Gene Ontology annotation, cellular component: cytoplasm; nucleus. Gene Ontology annotation, molecular function: protein kinase binding.